AUGGCAUGUGACACUCGUCCUCUCCACGACGGCUUCAUGUCGGUGGCAUGGCUGGCGCGGUAUGCCAGAUGCGGCCUCUACGGCGAGAGCGACGUCCAAGCAGGAAAGGUGCGCGUGUGCAGCGUGCAAGGUCGCGCGGUCCGUGAUGGCGAAGGACGCUCGUGA
Molecule: messenger RNA, 165 nt
Organism: Exserohilum turcica Et28A
Lineage: Eukaryota; Fungi; Ascomycota; Dothideomycetes; Pleosporales; Pleosporaceae
Exons: 2
Coding region: 1-165 (54 amino acids)
Source: RefSeq, a predicted model, not a curated record